CUGUGGAUUCCACUCGGCCAGAGGAGCUCCUCUGCGCGCACGCGGGUCGCCUUCUGACCCGCCGUGCACUCGUCGGGCUGGCCCCGCGGGGCUGGAUCAACGACGAGGUCGUGAACGCCUACAUGGCGCUGCUGCAGGCCCGCCCGGGCGGCCCCCGCCGGUGGCACCUGAGCUCCUACUUCUGGCCGAAGCUGGCCAGCGAGGGGCCCAAGAGCGUGAGGCGUUGGGCGCGGCGCGCCUCGGUGAGCGUGCCCGAGCUGGAGCUCAUGGUCAUCCCCAUGAACGUGGCGCAGGGCACGCACUGGGCGGUGGCGGCGGUGGCUCCGGGGGCAGGCGAGGUGGCCUACCUGGACUCCCUGGGCAUGAAGCCGCCCGAGGGCCUGGCGGAGCGCCUGCGGGAGUGGUACCAGGACGCCUCUGGCCAGGCCGAGCCCGGGCUGGCGCCUGGCCGGGCGGCGGGCGCGCCCCGCUGGGGGUUGCUCAGGGCAGCAGUUGCCAGGCAGCGCAACUCGUGGGACUGCGGACCGAUGGCCUGUGCGUUCGCCGAGCGCCUGGCAGCGGGCGUUCCCCCGGCGGAGGCCGGCGGGGCCGUCAGCGGCGACGAGCGGCUGGUCGGCGUCUCGCGCUGCGCCAUCGCCGUGGCGCUCCUGCGGGGCUGGGCCUGACGCGCGCGCCCCGCCUCGGGCCCUGCGCGGGGGCCGUCGGGCGCGCACGGCGCGCGGCCUCCGCGGCCCUGCCUAGAGGGUGCGGGGGUGCCUCGUCCGCCGCGUCUUCU
Prorocentrum cordatum is the source of this 775-nucleotide messenger RNA. The record is from the annotation of a GenBank genome assembly. NCBI's taxonomy places the organism in Eukaryota, Dinophyceae, Prorocentrales, Prorocentraceae.